AUGGAAAUAUAUCUAAAGAAAGAACUUCUUCAGUAUACAGGGACUGCGAAGGAGCGAGGCGUCCUUUAUCUUUUGAUGUCUUUAAGAGAGGACCAGCAAAGAAAUGGUGUGAUCGUGGCCUCAGAUUGCAACUUCUCCAUGGCUGUCGCGUAUCACGCCACGGAGCUGCACAUUCCUGUCUUUGUCAUCAUGUCUACUUGCACCCCGCCAACCAGAGUGAAGAUGUGUCGCGAGUACGGUGCCAUGGUCAUUUCCUAUGGUUCUACUAUAAGAGACUCUCAUCUGCAUGCCAGGAGACUGGCCCAAGAAAACAACUACUUGUACCUCGAAGAAGAUGAUAGUGCUAUCUAUCUGUCAGGGCUGGGGACCAUGGGUUUGGAGAUCUACGAACAGGUGCCCAAACUGGACGCAGUGAUAUUGCCAGCAGGGAAUCACAGUGGACUGCUGGCCAGCAACUCUGCGGCCUUCAAGCAUCUGAAUCAGCAUGUCUUUGUGGUGGGUGUAGAAUUGGAGAAUAUCCAUGUAGAUCAGCAGUCGUUAAAAAUGGGACAACCUGUUGACGAUCACACCUACAGCCACUCUCAAUUUUACAGAGUCCAUGAGGCUCAGCAGCAUUUCUGGAGAUAUCUCCCUAUCCUUCCAGCCCUCUCCAAGGACAGUCUGAAGGUUGAAUUGAGUGGUUUUGGCACCAACUCUUUUCAACUGACAGGGAACUGGGUUGAUAAAGUUGUAACGGUGAGAGAAGAAGACAUCUUGAUUGCUAUGCUGAGACUGUUGGAAUACGAACGUGUGGCUGUUGACGCAGAAGGAGCCAUUGCAUUGGCUGCUCUCGUGUCUGGGAAACUGCCAGAAUUAAAGGGCAAAAGAGUGGCGGUAGCUGUGAGCAAUGGAAACAUGGAACUCCCUCUGAUGAGGCAGUGCAUGGAUCAGGCCCUUACUCUCGAUAACAGAGUGUGCAAAUUCACUGUCACGACCGUUGACUGUCCAGGAGAGAUUUCAAAGCUACUGGAGACUUUAGCUCGCGAGGAGGCAAGGUAG
Messenger RNA from Thamnophis sirtalis, 1038 nucleotides. Lineage: Eukaryota; Metazoa; Chordata; Lepidosauria; Squamata; Natricidae. The record is from RefSeq and is a predicted model, not a curated record.